Peromyscus leucopus (white-footed mouse) is the source of this 3047-nucleotide messenger RNA. It is a transcript of the gene Cnnm3, whose product is annotated as cyclin and CBS domain divalent metal cation transport mediator 3. The transcript is spliced from 8 exons. Gene Ontology annotation, molecular function: transmembrane transporter activity. Gene Ontology annotation, cellular component: plasma membrane. Gene Ontology annotation, biological process: magnesium ion homeostasis; transport. Lineage: Eukaryota; Metazoa; Chordata; Mammalia; Rodentia; Cricetidae. Bases 1 to 1035 code for a protein of 344 amino acids. The record is from RefSeq and is a predicted model, not a curated record.
AUGAGGACCCCAGACUUGGAGGCCGAGCCUGUGUCCUUGCCCUGCCCCUCCAGGUGGAUGGCACGCUUGAGCUUUGAGGACACCACUUCCCUCUUUGCUCAGAGGAAACCGUUCUCCCUUCAUGGAAGGUACCGAGGAGGGAAGUCGCACCUGGCCAUUGUUCAGAAGGUGAACAACGAAGGUGAAGGUGACCCCUUCUACGAGGUGCUGGGCUUGGUCACGCUGGAGGACGUCAUCGAGGAGAUCAUCAGGUCUGAGAUCUUGGAUGAGUCUGAAGACUACCACACCAAGGUGAGGAAAAAGACUGUUGCCCUGAGCACCCCUCUCAAGCGGAAGGAGGAAUUCUCCUUAUUCAAGGUGCCUGAUGAUGGACAUAAAGUAAAAAUCUCGCCUCAGCUGCUCCUGGCCACCCAGCGCUUCCUUUCCCGAGAGGUGGAUGUGUUCAGCCCCUUGCGAAUCUCCGAGAAAGUCUUGCUGUAUCUGCUGAAGCAUCCCAGUGUCAACCAGGAGGUGAAGUUUGAUGAGAACAACCGCCUGGCCGCACACCAUUACUUGUACCAGCGCAGCCAGCCGGUGGACUACUUCAUUCUCAUCCUGCAGGGCAGGGUCGAGGUGGAGAUUGGAAAAGAGGGCCUGAGGUUCGAGAAUGGGGCCUUCACAUACUAUGGAGUGUCCGCCCUGGCAGCUCCGUCUUCAGCUCGCCAGUCCCCCGUGUCUUCACGCCAGCUCAUCCGCCACGACCCGCAGCCUGAGCCACCCGAGGGUGCCCGCCCCUCCGCAUACUGUCCUGACUACACCGUGAGGGCCCUCUCUGACCUGCAGCUCAUUAAGAUCACACGGUUGCAGUACCUUAAUGCACUCCUGGCCUCCCGAGCCCAGAGCUUGCCUCCAUCCCCAGAGAAUGCUGAGCUCCAGGCCAUCCCAGGCAGCCAGACCAGGCUGCUUGGUGACAAGUCCACUGAGACAGCAGGGUCCAACCACAGCAGACCUGACGUCCCAGUGGAGAAGAGCCCUGGGCAGAACCCAGGAGUGUAACUGCUUGCCAGGCAGCCCCGAGCUGGAAAUGGACAAGCGUGUGGGGAGCUGGGGAGAGCCAAGCAGGAGCUUCAUGCCGCCAGCCCGUCCCCCACUGAUUCUGGCCACGUUUUAGAUGGCCAUUAUAAGAUGUGGGUCCCGGGCCUCCUGAAUGCCAGAGCCUUCAGCUGGCCCCGCCUUCCCUUAGGAGAUAGGACUGGCAGGGCAGUCCUCCAGAAGAAGCCUGUUUCUGGGGGGAUGAAAGGAACAGCAUCAUCUCUAGUCCACAGGGCCUCGCCUCUCCCCCGAUACCGUAAUGGCACAGUGUCUGUACCUCCCUGAGCCAGGUGCCCUGUGGGUACAGUUACUGCCUUUACAUGGUCUUGGCCUGUCGCACUUUGCUUUUGAUUGGCCAACCCUCUGCUCUUGGCAUCACUUUAUGAGCAAACCAAGAGUGCUGGCUUUGGAUGGAGAGUCAAGUCUGUGGCCCUGUCUGUACCUUUUUAUUUCCCUUACAAUGCCAUAUUUUGAUUCAUGUACCCCAGUUUUUUCCACGUGCCAAAUCUAAAAGCACGAUUCCCCAAUAAGUCUGUGCCCUAGCUCUGCUCCCUCCUGUGGAGGGAGGUAGCUUCUCUGGCUCCUGAAGUCGUGAGCAGGCUGGCCCAGUGACACAGGGGCCUGCCCAGCAUGGCUGAAAAGUCAGUGUUGAGGACCUGCCUUGUACUUUUGUCUUAAGCCUCCGGGGACAUGUGUGGCUAUAAUGGGUAGAGAACAGCGAUCAGGGAGGAUUGUUUAUAAACCUGGUACCUCCUUGUCACCUACUGAGAAGUCAAGGUUUUCUUGUAUCUGAAGUAUUUCAAAUUGUGUGCCCUUUUCCGUCUCCAGGGCCCUUGUCUUCGAGAUGCGGGGGUGGGAAAGCACAGGUUUCCUCGUCCAGUGUACCUACAUUUUCCUUCCACAGUUUCAGCUCUGGGACCAUAGACUGGGGUGGGGAGGGAGGAUUUCUGGAACCUUCCUCAAAAGAAUGUGGGUCCUGGUAAGUAAGACUUGCAGGCCAAGAGAACAGUGGUGUGCUUGCCAAGAAAGUAUUCUCAAGGAAUAUGUGCUAAGAACAAACUCAGGUUGGAAGCAAAUACUUUAAAAAUCAUCUCUCUCCAGAAAAGAAUUCUGAAUUUUGGCUGCAGAAUCACCUGGCACAUUAGAACCUUGGCUACCUGGGCCCUUCUGGGGCUUCUGAUUUAGUCACCUUGAACACCAGGGUUAGGGUCUUGAAAUGGUUUUAGAUUCAUAGAAGAGUUCCAUAUGCCCUUUACUCCACAUCCCCUGGUGUUAACAUGUUAAAUAACCUUGUUACAGUUAUCCAAAUUAAAAUGUUAACAUUGGUGUCAUAUUAUUUAACUGGAGGCUUGGUUUGGAUGUUACUUUUUGUUUUUUUCUAGUAAUGUCCUUUUCUGUUGCAGAAUUCCAAGGCAGGAUGCCAAAAUGCACUUAGAGCUAUUGUUUUCCUUUUUACCUAACUUUGUAUUUUAUAGUAAUUGCAGAUUCAUAGAAAGUUGGAAAGAUGCAGAGUCCGUACAUCCUUUAUCGGGCUUUCCUCGGUGGUCCUGUCUCACAAACUGUAAUGUAGUCUCAAAGCCUGGACUGGUGCAGGUGGUACCUGGCGCCUGUGUAGACCUGAGUAACUGCUACCCAAGUCUAACCCACUGUCCUGUCACUACCAGGGUUCCCCCUGGACUGUCACUCAGAGCCACCUGCCCCGUCCCUAGGCCCUGGCAACCACUAGACUGUUCCUCAUCUCUUUUAUUUUGUCAUUUCAAGAAUGUCGUUUGAGGGGUUGUGUGGUGUGUGGCCGUUAGGGACUGACUCCUUCACUCAGCACAGUUCUCUGGGGACUGACCCGGCUCAUCGUGCCAGCAGCUUGUCCCCUUUUCUUGCCAAGUGGUAUUCCAUGGUGUAUUCACUGUCCUGUCAGAGGACGUCUGGGUCGUUUCCAGUUUUUGGCCUUUUCCAAAUAAAGCUGCUAUGAACAUUCA